Egretta garzetta (little egret) is the source of this 568-nucleotide messenger RNA. RefSeq names its product NADH:ubiquinone oxidoreductase subunit B3 (gene NDUFB3). The transcript has 3 exons. The coding region runs from base 165 to 461 and encodes 98 amino acids. Gene Ontology annotation, biological process: mitochondrial respiratory chain complex I assembly; electron transport chain. Gene Ontology annotation, cellular component: mitochondrion. NCBI's taxonomy places the organism in Eukaryota, Metazoa, Chordata, Aves, Pelecaniformes, Ardeidae. The record is from RefSeq and is a predicted model, not a curated record.
GCUGAGCGGGGCCUCCCUGCCCCAUCUCGGGGCGGCCUUUCAGCCCUGCUUUAGCCGGUUUUGCUGCAAGAGAGUGCCCGGCUGGUGCUGCAGUGCAGCCCGCUGUCCGCGGCGUGUGGGCGCUAGCGUGCGCCUACGCUUAAACCCCUUUCUUGUAGAGAGGUAUGGGGCAUGGAAAUGAACAUGGCCAUGGCCAUGGCAAAAUGGAACUCCCCGACUACAGGCAAUGGAAGAUAGAGGGUACUCCACUAGAGAAGGUCCAGGAAAGGCUAGCUAAACGGGGUCUUAGGGAUCCGUGGGCUCGUAAUGAAGCCUGGAGAUAUAUGGGUGGCUUUGCAAAACCUGUCACCUUAACAGAAGUCUUUACUAGGGGACUCAAGUGGGGAUUUGCAGCUUUCGUCAUAGCUCUUGGCAUUGAAUAUACACUGUUUCCUCCAAAGAAGAACGGAGGCCAUCACUGAAGAUUAAAUAUGACAACUUAAUACUCAUCACUAAGCUGAAACAUACAUAAGCCUGCUGUGCUCUCUGCAUUUAUAAUAUGCAUAUUAAAGUCUAUCACAGGCAAUCA